Pungitius pungitius (ninespine stickleback) is the source of this 644-nucleotide messenger RNA. It is a transcript of the gene nedd8l, whose product is annotated as NEDD8 ubiquitin like modifier, like. Lineage: Eukaryota; Metazoa; Chordata; Actinopteri; Perciformes; Gasterosteidae. Gene Ontology annotation, cellular component: cytoplasm; nucleus. The record is from RefSeq and is a predicted model, not a curated record. Gene Ontology annotation, molecular function: protein tag activity; ubiquitin protein ligase binding. Bases 161 to 433 code for a protein of 90 amino acids. The transcript is spliced from 4 exons. Gene Ontology annotation, biological process: protein neddylation; modification-dependent protein catabolic process; regulation of proteolysis.
GUUCGUUUGGACCCUGUCGCGUCCGGAAGGGUUAGCUGUGAACACAGGAAGUACGUUCGAGUCAGCCGGAGACGAGCAGGUUGUAAAACCCCAAUACAUCCAGUGUUGUCAACAAAGACAUUUCAUAUAAUUUGGAAUUGUAUUAAAUUGUUUAUUCAAGAUGCUGAUCAAAGUUAAGACUCUCACCGGAAAAGAAAUAGAGAUCGACAUUGAGCCCACAGACAAGGUGGAGCGAAUUAAGGAGAGGGUGGAGGAGAAGGAAGGAAUCCCCCCACAGCAACAGAGACUCAUCUACAGCGGCAAACAGAUGAACGAUGAGAAGACAGCUGCAGACUACAAGAUCCAAGGAGGCUCGGUGCUCCACCUUGUGUUGGCGCUACGAGGCGGCUCAACGCCGCGCAGGCCCUGCACACGCUGCUCCUCUUUGUCAUGAGUAGCUGUUGUUUUGGGGGCCUGAGAUCUGAAAUCUCUGACCGACGCAGAGAAGAAAAAAAAAUUAAGAAAAAAAGACGUUCUAAUUUCUUUGCAGAUGUUUUUUUGUAAACACACAGUGGCUUUCUGAGUUGAUGCAGGCACCCAUGCAGUACAAAAGACAGUUGAUACACUCUGUGGUCUAUUUGUUUGUGAAUAAAUACUGAAGUUGA